AUGCACGGCUUGUCAAUCAAAACUGUAAAUGAUCUGAUCAGAGCACUGCCGGUUGAGUUUCUUACCCUAUUCUCCACAGAUGCCUGCUGCACUGCGGUGGGCACUGAACAAAGGUCUGCACUUGAUGAUUCUUUAGAACAGCAGUUACAAAGUAUCUCCAUCUCUAGUGAUGAGUCCGGCAACAUCCCACCCCACUCAACUCCCAAGCCCAGAGUUUUCAAGGACAAGGAUGACAGCCGCUUUACUACUUUCAUGAAUGAUUCCAGAAUCUCUGAAAUAAUCAAUGAGUACUUUAAAAGAGUAAAUCUUGCCCAACACAAUGAGUAUCCAAGUAUUAAACAUGAGAUUUAUGAAGUAGUGGCAAUGACACUGUACUGUAUUUAUAGUCCAACAGGCAGUGUAUUUUUAAGCGAAUAUGAAUUUUAA
Molecule: messenger RNA, 426 nt
Organism: Vittaforma corneae ATCC 50505
Lineage: Eukaryota; Fungi; Microsporidia; Nosematidae
Exons: 1
Coding region: 1-426 (141 amino acids)
Source: RefSeq, a predicted model, not a curated record